AUGCCCAAGAAGACUGAUAAGUCUGGCUCGAACUCGCAUCCAAGCUAUGAGGAGCGACUGCGCAGCGCCGUGGACCUUGCUCAGGUUCUGGGCAUCCUUCGAGAGGCGGAAACCGGCGAAAGUGAGCAAUCCCGCACCUUCUUUUUCCAGGCUUUGAGCGUUCUGGCCCAGAAGGCGGCCGCGACGCAUGCUGCGAGCGAUUGCAGAGUCGAAGCUGUCCGGCAAGGAGAGUGGCUGCUUGAGUCCUGCUCGAAGCUGGACGGCGGAAAGCCGCAGGAGAGUGCCGUCACCUCCAUGGUUCGAGUUUGCUGCGCUUGCGGGGCUCAAGAGAAAGCACUGAACCUCGUGGCGGAAGCGCAGGCAAAGGGCGUGAAGCCGCGACUGCGGACACUUUCCGCAGUUCUUCUGCAGGCGGCAGAGGCCGGGGACCGCUCCACUUGCGAGUCGCUUUGGGCACGGCUCCCAAGCCUGGGUCUUGAACCCCAGGACUCCGAGUUUGCGAUCAUGCUGCGAACCUUUCGUGGAGAACCUGUCCGUCAGUAUGAGCUGUUGCGGCAACUCAUUGACGAACUGCCGUUGCCAUCGGAUCCACCACUGAUUGACGAGAUUGGCCGUGUCUUUGGCGUUGAAGGCAUUCAGGCCUUACGGUCUGCAGAUCUGCCUGAAGCAGUCGGACGGGAGGAGAAUGGCAAACGUUGGCAUGUCGGGUGGACCACUCUCAGCGAAGAUGGACGAUGUGCUCUGAGCGGUCAUAGCCUGCAGGCUCUGGACAUCUCACGCGAGGAGGAAGCUUUAUUGGAGCGCAUGGUGAUCAAGCUUGCAAUUGAUGGGGUCAAGAACUCCGGUAAGCGGUUCAAGCGCUUCAAAAAAUGGCUAGAAGAACAACCGCCUUUCGACAUUGUGAUUGAUGGAGCAAAUGUUGGCUUCAACAAUCAGAACAGAGAAGGAGGCUUGUUUCAGUACAGCCAGAUCGAUGCUGUCAUCCAGAAGCUGCGCGAAACUGGCAGCAGGGUGCUCCUGGUGCUACACCCCAAGUGGUUGCGUGCAGACGCGGAUCGGACGGUAACCAAACGAAAAAAGAGAAAACUCGAUCAGAUCAACCUGGAGUCAGGACUCGGUUCUUCUGACGAGUCGGCGGAGGAGCACGAGGACGGAGAGCCAGAGAUCCAAUAUCCUUUCGACCCCAUCACUGAUGCAGAGAGGGCGGCACCCUCUGGCACACCGCUUGCCUUCAUUCGCCAGUGGAAGGAGUCAGAUUGCCUUGUCCGUGUACCGGCCAAGGACUGUGACGAUUGGUACUGGCUAUUUGCUGCGCUGUCUUCCGCGCGCCGAGGUGCUAGGCAUGUACAGGUGGUUAGCAAUGACCACAUGCGAGACCAUCACUGGCGGAUGGUCGGCAACCGCGCGUUCCUGAAGUGGCAGGGAAGACACAUGACCAGAGUGAGCAUUUGGUCCGAGACCUCAGAUGCAGAGAACUGCAAAGUUACACUGACGCCUCCAGAUCUCUACUCCAUGCAAGCACAGGUCUCCUGCGACGGCAGCCAUUGGCAUUUUCCAGUGCCUACUCUGCCAAGCCGGGCACAGCAGCUUUCCUCCGGGCGUCCUCUGCCACGGAAGGAGAUCGAGUCUGCCGAAUGCCACUGGCUUGUCGCAUGGCGCCGGUAG
Molecule: messenger RNA, 1665 nt
Organism: Symbiodinium sp. CCMP2592
Lineage: Eukaryota; Dinophyceae; Suessiales; Symbiodiniaceae
Source: the annotation of a GenBank genome assembly